Molecule: messenger RNA, 1462 nt
Organism: Dreissena polymorpha
Lineage: Eukaryota; Metazoa; Mollusca; Bivalvia; Myida; Dreissenidae
Exons: 2
Coding region: 157-1452 (431 amino acids)
Cellular component (GO): nucleus
Molecular function (GO): DNA binding
Source: RefSeq, a predicted model, not a curated record
GUAUCGUAGACGUACCUAAAAUCGCCGUAAACCUUGGUUCGCCGUAUUUACAAGUUUUGUUUUGAUCACGCGAUAUUUCCGCGCAUGCGCGAGAUGUGACGUCACAGUGUUGUGAGAAAGCUGUUCCCACGGAAGGAAACUGUCAAACUCGACAAAAUGCGAUUUAAACAGGCACAUCCCACACCUGUGAAGAAACAUUAUAGGGUUUAUUCACCAAGUGCCCUCACAAAUGCUUAUAGGAUGGUGAAAGAGGAAGGCCUAACUGUCUACAGGGCUAGUAGAAUGUUUAAUGUGCCAGAAAGAACACUUAGAGACAGGUUUAUUGGCAGAGUUGAUCCUGAGUUGUGUGUUAUGGGCAAACUUCCAUUACUUGACCAGUUUGAAGAAGCUAAGCUUGUCAAUCAUUUCAAGAGGAUGGCUGACUUAGGUUAUGGCUAUACCCAGCAAGAAUGCAUCGAUGUUGCAAGUGAGUUUGCUGUUCAGCUGGGGAAACGCACCAAAGAUAAACCUCUGUCUAUGAAAUGGAUGAAAGGAUUUCUAAAGCGGUGGCCAGAGAUGCGGGUAACAAAACCCAGAGCACUGGAGUUUGUUAGGGCAAAGAUGGCUAGUGAGGGUGUUGUCAUGACAUACUUUGAUAAUCUUGAAACCUGUCUGCAAAAAAAUGAUCUCUUGGAUAAGCCACAUUUAAUCUAUAAUGUGGAUGAAAAAGGUGUGUCAAUACUGCAUAAACCACCUCAUAUAGUUGCAGGUACCAACCAUCCCGCUCAGGCGGUGACAUCUGGAAAAGGUGACACUGUUACAAUAAUUGGUGCAGGUAGCGCAAGUGGUUCAGCCAUUCCACCAUAUUUCGUGUUCCCUGGCAAGAAAAUGAACUAUGACCUACUAAAGGGUUCUUCAGCAGGAGCAAGUGGAACUGUAUCCGAUUCAGGGUGGUCAAAUAUGGAUGUGUUUCGCAAAUAUCUUACAGAGCACUUCAUACAGUUUGUACCAGGAAGGGGCGAUCAAAAGGUUCUUUUGCUCCUAGAUGGACAUAGGUCACAUGUUGCCCUAACACUGGCUGAGUGGGCAAAAGACAACAACGUCAUACUAUACAUCCUACCUGCACAUACAAGCCACAUUCUGCAGCCCCUUGAUGUUGGAUGCUAUGGACCCUUUCAGAGGAUGUACCAUGUCCAAUUGCACAAAUACAUACGACAAACACAUGCUGCCAUCACCAAGUACAGCAUAGCCGAAAUUUCUUGUAAGGUAUAUAACAGGGCCUUAUGUGCGGAUAAUUUGCAGUCUUCUUUUAGAAGAACAGGAAUUUACCCUCUGGAUAGAACUGUUGUACCAAAGAGCAGCAUGGUUCCAGCUGAGGUAUUUCAUGACAGUUGUGACAGUCAGUCAAGUCAAGCUACCGUUGAAGAAGGGGGGAUUCCAUUGGAUGUAUUUCAAGAAAAGAACAACAGCUAGUAAAAAAGAA